UAUCUCUCCCUUCUUCACCCUAUCUCGCCGACCACAUAUCUCUCUCCCAAAAUAUUGUGAGGAUGGCCAACAUCCUCUUCGACCAACAGAACCCCUACGGUCAACAACAGCCCUACUAUCCUUCCUCCUCCUCCGUCCCAAACGCCCCCAACCUCCAGUUUUACUCCUCCGACUCGGCAGGAUACAAUGCCUAUAACCACAGGCCAAGUUUGGAGGGGAAUGUUGGCUCUGGUGCAGGGGUGGGUGGGAUAGGAGGACAGACGUAUGGCAGGAUAGAGGGGCCGUGGUGGUAUGCUUUCGGUACGGGAGGGCUCGAGGGAGAACCGCCCUUACUCGAGGAACUUGGCAUCAACUUCUCCCAUAUACGGGAUAAGUCACUGACUGUGCUUAACCCCCUACAAAGGGUCGAUGCGCGCAUAAUGGAUGACGCCGACCUUGCAGGCCCGCUGCUGUUUUGUUUCUGUUUCGCCAUGUUUCUCUUAAUUAGCGGUAAACCACAAUUCGGUUAUAUUUACGGUGUCGCCCUCCUUGGAUCGACCAGCAUGUACGCCCUCCUCAACCUCAUGAGCGAAACGGGCAUCGAUGCGUACCGCACGGCUUCUGUGCUGGGGUACUGUCUGCUACCGAUGGUGGCGAUGGGGGCACUCAGCGUGGGGGUCAAACUAGACGGGAUGAUAGGCUACAUUCUCUCCCUCCUCUCCGUCGCCUGGUGCACACAUUCCGCAUCCGCAAUUUUCUGCGCAGUGCUGACGAUGCAUGACCAACGAUUCCUCGUCGCCUAUCCCGUAGCGCUGCUCUAUGGUUGUUUUGGCCUGUUGACAGUGUUUAAUGUUGGGGGAGUGACGAAGAGCUAGCUGGUGGAGGAAAGAGGACGGAGCGGCAACUGAUCGGACGGACGAUGGUCCCCUGUAUGCCAUCCCCCAAAGUACAGGUGUCUGUCAGAUUUGACGGUCUAAUGGAAUGCAUCCUACCAUAUAAGGAUAUGCUGCCUUAAUUUGGAAUCGGAUCCCUCUGACCGGUCAUGAUAAGACGAUUGCACCCAUAAUUAAUACAGACGUUGCGGC
Messenger RNA from Dacryopinax primogenitus, 1064 nucleotides. RefSeq names its product Yip1-domain-containing protein. Gene Ontology annotation, cellular component: membrane; trans-Golgi network. Gene Ontology annotation, biological process: endoplasmic reticulum to Golgi vesicle-mediated transport; vesicle fusion with Golgi apparatus. The record is from RefSeq and is a predicted model, not a curated record. The coding region runs from base 63 to 854 and encodes 263 amino acids. Lineage: Eukaryota; Fungi; Basidiomycota; Dacrymycetes; Dacrymycetales; Dacrymycetaceae. The transcript has 4 exons.